AUCUAGUCAACAAUGCAACAAUAAUACUUGCAGAAGUAACACCUAUGGCUAACAAAGAUUGAUGUAUAUCACAUAACCAGCUGCUGUUAAAUAUUUGCCCAUGUUUGCUUCCUCUUAUGCAUAAUUUAUGUAUUUGCAAAACUUUUCCAAGCUUGGAAAACCAAAUUUUUACUUUUAAUACCUGAACAGAGCUUGACUUUAAACACAACGCAAAUUCAUCAUCAUGUAUAAUUUGUACAUUAUAAGAAGGGCAGCACAUGGCUCGGUGGGCUAAGCCAGUGUGCCUGUGAUCAGGGUGGCGGGUUUGAACCCAGCUGCAGCACAUCUUCAGGCCCUUGAGCACGACAGGUGGCAGCCCUUCACAGCCUGCUUACUCUUGCCUAUAAAGAGCAACUUGGGGAAGGUGUAAAGAGAAUUUCCCCACAGGGAUCUACUACUAUUAUUUAAUUUGUAUAUAUCUUUGUAUAAGGAAUUGGGCUUUUUUUUUAUUUAUGAUGGUAUCCAGUUCAUAUUUUGUUUUAAUGAGUUCUUUACAACGGUAAUCUGAUGGAUUUUUGGCUAUUGGCAGAGUAAGAUUACUAACUCUUCUGUUCUUAAUCUUAUGCUUUUUUUCUCUGUGUGGGAUAUGAGAUGAUUGAACAUAUUCACGUACGUAUUAAUUUUUCAUACCUGCUAGUCCUUCAGGGCCAUAUAUUUCAAAUCACAAGAAUAAAAAUAGCAGUAAAAUUAUACAAAACCUUUAAUGCCACUUUCGGCUUAUGGAAUAAUUAAUAACAAAUUCAAUUUAAUGUGGUACCAUUAAAACGGUAUUUAUUGAAUGCGCCUUUACUAAUACCACAUGCAUUUUGCAGUCGAUACUUUUUAAACACAUGAACCGCAAUGAUUCGCAUUUCAGAUGUAAACGCGUAUGUACAGUAAUUAACCUGUUUAACAGAUUCUGCUUGGUUUUAUACAUAGAAUAAUCUUUGUUAAUAACUUUCCGAUUAGGGUUAAUUGGGUGGAGGUGCGAAGCCUUUCAUCCAGCGCGCAAACCGGCUCCUUGCAAGAUCAAAUUGCCACCGGAUCCACACAGACCUCGGUCUGUUUAUGAAAUUUAGUUUCUCACUAAUACGCUAGAGUAAUUGAUCCAGAUGAACUUUUUCACACUCUAUGUAUGUGUUACCUACUUAAGCUGGGCGUUUGCAGUGCGCAGCCCCGGUACUUCCGUGACCGACAGUGCGGGACGGAGACUCGGCCUCGGACCCAGUCUCUGGCCGGGCUUCAGGAUUCCCUCCCCCGUCUCAAAACGCGUACCCCCAGGGCGCUUUGUGUUCCUGCCCGGCGUGCACAUAACCUGUUCAAGCAGCGAGGUUGUAGUGAGCGUUAAGAAGCGCCUCUCCAGCGAUACCAAGCGCCUGAGGCUCGGGCGCUCCUGCGUGAGUAACGGCGCCGACCGGCUCUCUGGUGACCUGCUUUUCCGCUACCCGGUAACGGCGUGCGAUGUUGUGCGAGAGCUGGGACCGGCACAUAUUCUGUAUCGAUUCGUGCUGCGGUACUCUUCCCAGAAAGCUGGCGUCCUCCGUCACCGCCUAGAAUGCCGUCUAAAUCGAUACCAUCAUGUGCACCAGCUGGCGGUGAAACCGACCUGGCGAACAGCUACAAGCAAGGUGCUCAGAAAUCAGCUGGGCGGCUAUCAGAUACAGCAAAUGAAUGCUGAUUGGACUGCACCCCGUACUUCCAGCACAUACUUCCUUGGUCAGAAGGUCAAUCUGCGGGCUUCUGCAGACUUCAUACCUGCUGGGGGGAAGCUCUAUGUUGAUUACUGCUAUGCUACAGCCUCUGAGGUCCCCUGGUCCACACCCAGUCAUAUGGUUGUGGGGAACUUUGGUUGUAUGGUAGAAACCACAGGGAUCUUUGAAACCAGAAGUUGUGGGCGUGUCAGCUUUAGCUUCAGAGCUUUCCAGUUGAGUCAUGGGCCUUCUGCCCAGGUAUUUCUGCACUGCAGGCUGUUUGUUAUGGCCGGGGAUCCCAGUGCUACUGCCAAGUCCUGUUCCUACAAUCAGCAGGAGGGGAGGUGGCAAGAUCUCACAGGUCCUGACUCUGUGUGCGACUGCUGUGACUCCAACUGUAACCCAUCCAAGGGCAAGAACCAAAUGUUUGAGGGAUUCCAUAGCAGUGGGUUGUUUGUGUUCAGCAAAAAAUCCAGGUCCCUAGGCACUAUUCCAGCAUCGAACAUGUCCUCUCGCCUCACAACAUUGGACGUCACUGACAAGAGCAACACAUCGAGUGACGAUGACUUGGUGUGGCAGAAUAACUAUGAAGACAAAGGGAAAGAAAAGGUUGAGAUUCUUCUGAACAAGGACCUAAACCCUGCGGAAGUGAGUCGGGAGAGGCAGGAGGCUAGCUUCUUGAGAGCAUUGAUGCCUCCUCAGAGGUUGGAAGGAAGUGUUGAUGUGUCUUGUGGUCCAAUAUCAUCCUCAGGGUUAUUGGACAAGCUGGCACCUUCCUCAGUGAAGGGGGGGGUGGAGGAUGACUAUAGUAACUAUGGCCUUGUGUCUGGGGUGGGAGAGGUCAUGUUUCUUAGCGAUUACUAGGGUCCACAGGGGUGUGGGGGGUAGAGCCAUAGGGAGUGUUGGUGCUGAGGCUGGGUGACUGUCUACUCAGUUCUGAUGGUAAAACAAACCCACCUCACAUUUUCUUCAUUUACCUACCAGCUUAGUAAUAAAACUCAUGUAUAUUUGUGGUUAAUGCUGCAUUGAAAUCAACCUGUAAAUUGGGGAAUUUGAACUGGAGCGGCGCCUGAACUUGGAGGUAUCAACAUGACCCUGAGCUCCAAGUUCAAGAUGGUUGUGCUCUUUAGCAACAGAAGUUAAAGCUGUAGUUUAUUUCUUAUUUUUACUGUCUAUUAGCACUUGCAUCUUAUUUUCGGCUCAUUAAAUCAGUCGUACGCACA
This is a messenger RNA of Brienomyrus brachyistius, 2932 nucleotides long. RefSeq lists its product as uncharacterized. The transcript has 8 exons. Gene Ontology annotation, cellular component: extracellular matrix. Lineage: Eukaryota; Metazoa; Chordata; Actinopteri; Osteoglossiformes; Mormyridae. Bases 1131 to 2573 code for a protein of 480 amino acids. Gene Ontology annotation, molecular function: acrosin binding. The record is from RefSeq and is a predicted model, not a curated record. Gene Ontology annotation, biological process: egg coat formation; positive regulation of acrosome reaction; binding of sperm to zona pellucida.